Molecule: messenger RNA, 4617 nt
Organism: Rotaria socialis
Lineage: Eukaryota; Metazoa; Rotifera; Eurotatoria; Philodinida; Philodinidae
Source: the annotation of a GenBank genome assembly
AUGAUACCAUCUCACAGUAUCUUCCCUGAUUCAAAACAUAACGAACCUUUGCUGAUAUCUCCUUUAAAUUCACCAUCAACUCCUAAUGUUUCACCAAGAGUUUUUACUACUACACUACAAGCAGAUUCAACUUCACUUAGUCCGCUGGAUUUCUUUAAUUCAAAUACAUUCUACUCUAUGAACCAAGCCACAUCGAAUCAUAGUGCAUUGACAUCAGCGAAACAAGAUGAAAUCAAGCAGGAUUUAAUUGAUUGGACUAUUGAGGAGAAAAUAUCUAUGCUUGAUAUUUUCGAUCCGUUAAAGCAAACUAAGCAAUCAACUUUACUGCCAUGCGAAUCAGACGAAAUCAUUUCAAAGACAUCUAGCGUUGCAACAUCGAAUAUCGACACUUUAGUAGCACCCGUAACAUCUGCCAUUUCUAUUGCACAACCAUAUCCGAUUAAACUAAAGUUAAAAUUAGCUACAUGUUUGGAAUUAAAACCCUUUAGUCGAAUCGUUCAGCAGCUACUCAGCCAACCUCAAGCACAACAGGCGCCAUCAGAUGGAACUUUUUAUUGUAAACAUGUUGAACGGUUAACGUCUCAACACAUUAAACAAAGUCAAUCGCCUGUUACAUUAUACAUACUUACUAAUAGUUUAAAAGAACCAAUAUGUUUAACGGAAAUAAGUUUACAAUCAACAGUAGCACAAAUUUUAAGAAAACUGCUUGAAAUAUUUCAAUUUGACUACGAUCAAUCAAUACUUAAAUUACGUUCCUGUGACGAAUAUUUACGUCAUGAUGAUGUUUUAUGCAAUAUUGAAUAUGUUUAUAAUUGUAUUUAUUCAAUAAAACAAAUACAAUUCGUUUUAGUUAAAAAACCAAGUUCUCCAUUACGAAAGAAACAAGCUCAUAUUAGUUUUGAAGAAUUUUGUUUAAAUGACCGAGAAAAAUAUUUUCAGACAAAACAAACAAGACUUUUGCAAUCAACAAAAACCUCGAAUAAAAGUAAACAAUUAAUAUCGCUUGAUGUAACUUGUUCAUCUCCGUUAUCAAAUCCUCACUGGAGAGAAGACUUUCGUGAAAAUAUUGAUCGAAAACUUAGACAAAUUGAACAAUGUUUUAAUCGUUUAGUUAAUCCAGAUUCAUCGAAAUUAUUGAUAGACGAACAAAUAGAAUUGAUUGAAGAAUUAAUAAGUUGUAGUAAAACGAUUCAAAGCAUAUGUUUAGAUAUAAAAUCAACAUCACUUUUCGAGAGACAACUUAUGUUAAAAUUUUAUGCUGCUCAACUAAAAAACCAAUCCGAAAAUCAGAAUGAACAAGUAUCAACUUCAAAAAUACCUCAAAAUUUAACACGAUUGCUCUAUGAUUUACUUCUUUCAAUUAUGAAAUAUGUUCAAACAUAUUGUCAAGCAUUUUUAAUACCUUAUGAAGUAGAAAUUUAUGAUGAUGAAAAUAAAUCAAUUGAUAUACAAACAUUGAAAACGCUGUCAACAACAACAACAACUACUGAUCCGCGUCCAAUAAUUGAAUCAUUAGAACUCUGUAAUAUUCUUAUCGGCAGUCUUUCUUAUGUACCAUCAAACAUCAAAACAGUUCGUAUUGUCGUUCGUCUUUGUUAUGGUAAUCAAACAAAAGCAAAACAAAUGACAAGUUUAAUGCCAUUUGUACGUAAUAUUUAUCCAGAAAGUUCUUUACAAGUUGAUUUCAAUGAACAACUUAUAUUUAAUGAUAUACAUCUAUGUGAAUUACAACGUGAAGCAUUGCUUCUGUUUGAAAUCUAUGCUAGUUUCGUUGAUGAAGCUGAUCCAUCAGUAGCUUCAUUAGUUAGUGAAGUAUUCGAUGGAGUUUCGAUGUGUCUUGUCGGUUGGUGUUCACAAGCAUUAUUUGAUCAUGAACACACCCUUAUCAGUGGUGAACAUUAUUUAGGUAUCAUCGAUGCUGCAACAACGGCACGAACAGGUUUUUAUUCAUUAAGAAAUAUUUUGGAUCGUAAUUGUCCAAUACUAACGAUCUCAUUACCGAAUCAAUCAUUUUAUUUGCCAAAAAUUCAAGCUAGAAAAGAUAUGUUUGCUAAGAAGGAGCUCAGUGAUAUUAGUCUAGAUAAUCGAAAAUAUUUAAAUCAAUUAAUUAAUCGACAAAAUUUAUUAUUGACUGAUCAUAGUGUAAUGAUAACAAAUGAAACUUCUAUGAAUAAUCGGAAACAACAAUUAUCACCAAAUAUGUUAGAUAACGAUUCUGAACUGUCUGAUGAAUAUCAUUUUCUAUGGUCUCAUCGUCAUUAUCUGCUUGAUAAACCUCGUUCAUUAGCAAAAUUACUCAAAUCUCGUUUACUAUGGGAUUAUCCAAGUUUAAUUGAUAUCUAUGGUUUUAUCAAUGAAACAGAUCAGCGUCGUAAUUUAGAUGAAAUUGAAUUAUUUGAACUUCUUCUACCUGCUUUUCCAGAUAUGCAUAUACGUUCGUUUGCUUAUCAAUCAUUAAUAUCACGUUUAAAACCUGAUGAACUUAUCUUUUAUCUACCACAAAUUUUACAAAUAAUUAAAUUUGAUUAUAAUUAUUCAUCGACAAUGCUUAAAUAUUUACUUGAACGAUCUAUGAAUGAUUAUCGUAUAGCGCAUAAAUUGUAUUGGCAUUUAAGACAAUUACUUUUAACAGAAACUAUCCAUUUUAUACGUUAUUAUUAUUUAUAUAUGGCAUUAGUGUAUAUUAUCGAAGAUUAUUUUCGUACUGAACUAGAAACUCAAUCUGAUUUAUGUAUUAAUUUAAGAAAAAUAAGAUCAGAAUUAAAAUCUAGUGAAUUAAAUAGAGAAGAUUAUCUGAGUGAACAAUUGAAAAAUUUAAAUAAUGAAUUUUUUCAAUCCAAUCAACGUUCAUGCCGUUUACCAUGCCAAUUUAGUUUCAUAACAAAUAGCAUUGAUAUUAAAUCUUGUUCUAUAUUUAGAUCAUUAACAUGUCCUCUUCAACUUGUUUUUGAUCCAAUUGAUUUAUCAUCUGAAACAUUCUAUGCAAUUUAUAAAACUGGAGACGAUUUACGUCAAGAUCAAAUCGUUUUACAAUUAUUAACUUGUAUGGAUAAAAUAUGGCAAUCGAAUGAUAUAGAUUGCCGUUUGAGUUUAUUUAAUGUUACACCAACAGAAGAACGUUGUGGUUUCAUUGAAAUGAUUACCGACAGUGAAACAUUACUGAAAAUAGAAAAACCUCUAGGAGCAUGGAAAGGUUCAUUUGGUGUAUCAGCGUUAUAUAAUUGGUUACGUUUACAUAAUACAAAUGAAAAAGAUUUUCUUAUGGCUGUAGAUAAUUUAACAUAUUCAUGUGCUGGUUAUUGUGUAGCAACUUAUCUAUUAGGUAUUGGAGAUCGACAUAAUGAAAAUAUAAUGGUGAAAAAAUCAGGACAUUUAUUUCAUAUUGAUUUUGGAAAAUGUCUAGGUGAUAAACAAAAAUUUGGUUGGUUUAAUCGUGAUCGUGCUCCAUUUAUAUUUACAACUCAAAUGUUAUAUGCAAUGUCUAAUGGUGGUACAUCUAAUUUUGCAAUGCAUCGUUUUGUUGAUUUAUGUUGUGAUGCAUUUUGUAUAUUACGACAAAAUUCUUCUCUAAUUUUAAUGCUUCUUUCACAUUUAUGUUCAUCAAAUGUACCUCGUCUCAAUUAUGAUGCUGUUCGAUUUGUUUAUGAUCGUUUAACACCAUCAUUGAAUUAUGCUGAAAGUACAAAACAUUUUACUGAUCUUAUUGUUGGUAGUCUAGAUUCGACAUGGACCAAAUGGAAUGGUCUCAUACAUAAACUUGCAAAUGGUUCGGGCAGUUUAAUGCCAAGUGAUACACUACUAUCGUUUGUACCACAGACAUUUACCAUAGCUACCGACGGAAAAAUUCUAUUCGCACAAGUUAUUGACUAUGAAAAAGAAAUAUCGAGAUCAAAACCUUGUUUAUAUAAAAUAAGAGUGGUUCGAGAAAAUACAAUGUAUCAUUAUCGUACGUAUAAAGAAUUUUUUGAAUUUUACGAAGGUUUAAUUAAACAAUUUCCAAUGGCUGAUCUGGAUUUGAAAUCCUCCAACGAAACAGAGGAUAGUGUUAUUAUUCAAAAACGUGUCAAACACAUAAAUGAUUUUCUUGGAGCAUUAUUUCGUCUGGCAAGUAACAUUACUGAGUCUGAUCUUGUUUGCACAUUUUUUCAUACAAUUCAACGAGAUCAACAAAUCAAUGAUGCAAGAGAAAAAGUUAACGAUGAACUUUCACCUCUUUCUCUAAAUAUCCCACCAACGAAUAAUCAAUCAACAGUUCGUUUACAAUUACUAUAUGAUACUGGAAAACUUUUUGUAAUGGUUCGUUAUGCUAAUAAUUUGCCAUUAAAGAAUGGCAACCAACCAACACCAUAUAGUAAAUGUUAUCUUCUUCCUGAUGAAUCGAAAUUAACAAAACAAAAAGGUAAACCUUCUAAUUCACGAAAUCCAAUAUUUAACGAUACGUUUACAUAUGAAAUGGAUUUAAGUGAAAUUCAAAAACGUAUUCUACGUGUAGGCGUUUGGAAUCAUAUUUUAAAUGUUGGUAAUCAUGUUUUGGGUACUGUUGAUAUUCUACUAUCUGAGAUAGAUUGGUCAAAAAAACACGUAUCCGAUUAUACAAUUAGUACUUCUGACACAUGA